CAUCAAAAUGAAUCAACUUGUCACGGAUCCAGGUUUGAGAAACUGGAUUAAAGCGUGUUUAGGCCUAAAGUAUGUCAGGGAUGGCAUGCUUCCUUAUAUGCAAAGGAAGUGCGAGGACGUGUACGCAAACAAUGAAACAUUCACCAAAACAAUUGCUAAAUUAACAACAUAUUCAUGCAGUGUUUGUUGUGUAAAGGAUGUUAAACCAAAUCAUUCUAUGAAUAGCUGCCCUGCAAAAGGACAGUUGGGUGGAAAAACAAAAUGCGCAUGUACUUCUAAAAAGAAACAAUUAUGCCCUAAUGGAGGUGCGUGUGGGGUUAUGUACGACAGAAUUAUGGACGACCAUGUCAAUAUGACCCCUCGGUGGGACAACUCAGAUUGUCAAAAAUGGUACCUUAACGGAUGGGAACAGAUGAAGUGUUUCAUAGACAUACCCGGAUAUAAAGACAAAGCACUUAUUUCGCAGGCAGAUGUAACUGCUUUUGUUCACAUUUGUCAGAACAACAAAACGUUUUAUACGAUAUUUAAAUCACAUUUAGGUAAACUAAUUCAGGUCCGGUCAGAUCGCAACGAGAUUUACCAUUCCGGAGAUUUGAAUUUAACAGAUGACAAAUUGAAAGAAUAUCUUGCAAACAUGAAAGCUGUGCUCAAGAUAGCUGUGUUUAACGCUUUUACAAGUGAUAUCCAGGAACAGUUGGAUAAACUGGCAAAAUUAGAGGCUGACGUCGGCAUUGAAGUUAAUACGGUUACAGAAAUUGAAGCACGGAAGGAAGCAUUGAGUGCUUUAAUCGAAGACACAAGAACGUUGGAAGAUAAAUCAGACUUAAGUAUCCAACAAGCCAAGUUUGCAGUUUUACAGGAUAACCACAUGAGAAGUAUUGCUGACCGCUUGAAAGGAAUAAAAGAGGAGUUCAAUCUUUGCGCAAAGGUCCUACUUGAACAAUCAAGCGAAUUAAAAAGCAUUACCGCGGGAGUUCAUGCAAAUACAAAGGCAUUUGAAGCUUUACAAAAGGAACUAGUGCAACAAUCCGAACUGAUCCGUGGUAUCGAAGUUACUACUGUUAAGACCAACAUAGUUGUAACAAAAAGCUACAAAACGUUGAAAGACGUGGAGUGCGAUGUAAAAACGAUUCUACUGAUAUUCAAGGAAAUUCUAAAGUAUAAUAGACCUCACGCCAGAAAUAUUAAUGGUACGAUUGUUGCUGAAAUAAUGGGGGCAGCUAACGAAAAGCAUUUAUCAAAUGAAAUUGUGCAGGCAAUCCGCAGUCAAAUAUCUAAUCCUGAUCAAGAAGCUAACGGUGAUAUCGACACUGUUCUGAUGGAUGUAAAAAAAGCUGUUGAAGCGGACGGAGAUGAAAUGAUCGAUGUCCGACCUGGUAGCAUAAUCAUUAAGAUCCUAUGCCAGUCCAUGUCCAACUGGAUAAACUUAUGCGAGAAAUGCAUUGAUGGCAGGAUGACACAGCUGUUCAAAUCGUUACAAGAUCACUUGAGAAAAAGCACAAGCUUUGGAAAUCUAACAAUUACGGUCGACAUGUUGGAAUCAGAUUUUAUUGAAUCAGUUGACACAAUUGUCAAGCAGUUAUAUCCAUACAUGAUUGCUGCCUUACCUCACAACAUGGAAAUGCACCGUCCAGAUGGAAUUGAAAACACAAAUGUACAGCAUAUGAAUGCUAUGUUAAAGUGUCUGCUGGAAAAAUCACACCAGUAUUCCCAUCAAAAACCACAAAUGCAGAUCGACAAUGGUCAAACAACAUGGGUCACAGUUGACCAAACUUGCAUGGAAACCAAAACCCAUCAGAAUGAAACACCGCCGACAAGUGAAACUUUGUUGGUUCAAAACACCUUUUCAGGGAGGCACACAGACCUAAACGUUAAGGAAGAUGUAAAAUCGACCGACUUGGAAGCUUGUGAUCGUAAAAUUGAUAUUUAUUCAAGGGAAGACGGACCAGAUAAGACGAAAGUGCAGGAGGAAAAUACCGCCUUACUUCUUGAAAUUGCGCAACUAUGUAAUCGUCCGGACAGAAAGACACCGGAAGUAUUGUUCCUCCUCGGAGCAACCGGUGUGGGGAAAAGUGCAAUGGUGAACACAAUCAUCAAAGCAUUGUGUGGAAAGUACUUUCCCAAAGCCAAGACGGGCCAUGGGCUUGCUGCAACGAAAACACUUACACUUCAAUGGUUCAAGCACUGUGGCAUUGAGAAAUUUGAACUCCAAGAUUUGCAAAAUGAUGCAUUCAGAAAAUGUCUGGACAAAUUGCCCACUAUAAUCGAUGCAGCCGGAAAGGGUAACGAGAAUAGCGCAGAAUUUCGUGAAAUACUUGAAAUGGUGUUCGGAGGCUUCAUUCCUCCAGGCACCUCCGUUGCUUUUCUGCAAGAUCAGCAAGCGGAACAAGGAGUAGGGUGCCUCAAGCGAUUAUACACCAGCCCUCGCGAAGAGUGGAAGGUCACCAAGGUUGUGUUUGUCGCCUGUUGUACGCAGGCCCUUCCAACCCAGUUGGUUGAAUGUCUGAACGAUGUCCUUAAAACCUAUGACAGGAAGACGGGUUUGUCGAAAUUCGAUAUCGAUGUGUUCGUAGCCAUCACUAAAUUCGAUUUAGUUGAGGAGCAGAGCAGCUUUGAGAUUGAUUCUCAAGAGGACAAAAAGAUAACCAUGAAAGACUUUCUUGCACGAGAACGCGAAGUGGCGACACAUUUCAGCAUCGACGGCUCCUUAAAGCACAACAGCAUCCGUUGGGUUAGCUACGUGGACGGUCAUAGCGAGGACAACCCUUUCAUCGAGAACAUCGCUCUUAGGUUCGUGAGGCAGAUGAUGCAACCUGGACGGAGUAAACAUCAAGAGGAAAACGAGCCUUCACCUGUUGUCACUACUCGAGUAGAGAUGGCCCGGCAUGCUGAGAGGUGGGUGAAUGAAACCAAUGUGGACGUUAAACAAGUAUUGAUCUUUCUCUUUGUAGCCAUCUUCAUUGCCUUUCUUUACAAGAUACUGUCCAAGUCAGUCUAAAGAUGGGGAUGUUGAAAUGGAGGCAUGGUUACAUCGUCCAAGGUAUACGUUCAAAUUGGGUUUGCUGUAUUGGGGACACAUAUUUAUCACUUAUAUUAAAUGAUAUAGAUUAAAAUGUACCACCAUAAACUUGUGUUAAAAAGCUCAAGAUUUGAGAGCAAUUAUUGCAAAACUGAACAUGUUGAAAUUGGAUUUUACAGAUUAUUUUUAUAUAAGUUUUUUGGAUAAUAGAGUAACAUAACAACAUGCAUAUUAUGCUUUUCAUAAGUUCGAAAACAUAUUAAUCACUACAGUAGCUUUAAAAACAAGGUGUACACGUAUUGAAGCACUUACUUCAGGAAUGUUUAACGAAGUCCAUUGAAGGAUAUUUAGAGUAAAAUAUUAGAAUUUUCAACAACAUUUUGUAGGUUUGCACUGAAAUUUCUGUGUGUUUGUUGCAUUUGCUUAAAUUCACUGUAUAUACCAAUGUUAAUUGUAAAUUUUGUCUUAUUGAUCGCUUUGCCAAAUAUACAACAAUAAAUUAUUUAUGGAACAUAUACACAAGUUAAUAGGCCAUACAAUUUUGUUAAGGAUCUUAAGAGCAAAACAAACAAAAGGUAAGCCUAAUUAAUAUGCAUGUGUUUUGAUACGUAUACAUGAAAAAAUAAAUUGCAGGUGAAAUUGUCAAAUUUAAUUUAUUAUUUUGAUUAUCAAUUCAUAUUUCAUGUUUUAUGCGUUGUUAUUGCAUUUGUGGUUAUGUGGUACUAUUUUAAGAUAAGGUAUUUAAGUAACAAUUUACACAUAUAAGACUCUCUCGCUAAAUAAAUAAAGUAAAUUAUUGAAUGUGUAGUCCCAGUGUUACAUCUAGCUCUGUAUUGUUCGCUUGAACAUGAAUCGGUGCGUUUAAAGUUCCAUAGAGUGCAUACUAUUUAUAAUAAGUAUGCUUGGACUGUAACAACUGUUCAAGCGACCUAACAGUAAGUGACUUAUUUCAUGAGUCCAGCCUCCAAGCUAGUAAUAUACUUACUGAAUGAGUCCAGCUUUCAAGCUAGCCAUGCACUUUCUUUAUUAUUCCAGCUUCAAAGCUGGUAAUGGACUUAAUUGAUUAGUCAAGCCUCCACGAUAGUAAUGGACAAAAUCAGUCCUUGUCUUCCCGACCGGAGCAUCGGGCUUUUAAAUCAGCACCCCAUCUAUUCCGUUAUUAGGAAUACAUUUUUUGCCUACUUGCGCAGCUCUAUGUCUAGUGUUCAACGCCAGGAAUUUGUUGGCCAUCAUAUUACAUGUAUGCCUUGAGAAUUCCAAUUUUCGACAUGGCUUGUUCUGAUGUGCUUUACGCAGAGUGUGGUCCAUCCUGUAGACCUUGUCCGAUUGAGCAUUAUAAAAACACCUUUUUUGAUAACUGUCUGAAAAUUAAAUUCCAGACAUAACCCUUUUAAGCUCACCUGAGCACAAGGUGCAAAGAAAACUAUGACCGCCAAUGGGCGAGGCAGUUUUCCUUACAUGGUUAUAGCGGAAUCUUGUUAAAAAUCUAGAAGUCCCCUUUUUGUCCAAUCUUCGUGAAACUUGGUCAGAACAUUUUUUGUAAUGAUAUUUCGGUUUGAAAAUGGUUACGGUAUUUUGAAACAAAUAUGCGGUACAGAUUUCAGAGCUUAUGGCUCUCUCGUUGUUGUUUUUUGUACAAUAUUUUCUUCGUGGAAUUUGGUCUUAUUUAUUUCUCCACGGAAGUUAUUCAUUUUGAACUUGUUUUGUUCACGCUUGGCCAAAGUAAUAAUACGCAUGUCAGAAAUAUUAUUAUUUGUUUUUUCUAUAUGUGUUUACUCCGUUGUACAAUGUGUGUGUUUCAUGUAUUAGACCACAAGUAUGAGAGUGCGGGCUUCAUGUUGGCAUUCAUUUUAAGUUGUGUUUAUCAUGGUUCAGGUUAUCGGUUGUUGUUAAAUAAUUAAUGCUUUUGUGUCAAUAAAACUGGGAAGUUAAACAAUGUUUUAAAAA
This is a messenger RNA of Dreissena polymorpha, 4966 nucleotides long. RefSeq lists its product as uncharacterized. The record is from RefSeq and is a predicted model, not a curated record. The transcript is spliced from 14 exons. Lineage: Eukaryota; Metazoa; Mollusca; Bivalvia; Myida; Dreissenidae. The coding region runs from base 8 to 2998 and encodes 996 amino acids.